AUGGAUCGCCGCCCACCGUCUCUGGUGUCGUCGUUGUCGCAUCACAGCAACGGCCCCGACUCCCACCGGAGCUCCCUCGUCAUUGAGCAGCAGAACCGUCGCCAUUACCAACACCCGAACAGCCCAUACGCCUCGUACUCGCAGUCGAACUCGAUCUCGAACCACCCGCAGGCGCAGCGAGCAGCCGCCGCCGCCGCCGCCGCUGCCCGAACUCCCAGCGGCUCGCCCUCUCCCUCGCCGUCAGGUCUCGCCGGCCGAGGCAGGUUCACCGAGGAGUGGGACGCCAGCCAGCGAGGCAGCUCCAUCAUCGACGGCCCGACCAGCAGGCGCAUCAACAACGUCGCCGCCAUGGAGCGCACCAACUCCGUCCGCAGCUUCUCCGCUGGCGACGACCAGCAGCUGCCCAUCCGGAACAACACCCUCAAGAAGAAGAACUCGAUGCGUCGCACCAGCAGCUUGCGACGGAGCAGCAGCCGCCGUAGCAACAGGGCUGGCAGCGUCAGGAGCCUCGCCCUCCACUCUGCUUCGGAUCCGGACGACGCCUCGAGCGCUUUCUACUGCCCUGUCCCGACAUCGGGAAACCCUACCGACAUUCUCGCCAACCGAUUUCAGACAUGGCGCAAGGUUCUCAAGGAUCUAAUCGCCUACUUCCGCGAGAUCCAAUCGCACUAUGAGCACCGUUCCAAGAACCUCGUCAAGCUCGCCAACGUCGCCAACAACAUCUCUACCCCGCCCAACUUCCUCAAGUCCGCUGGCAUCGAUGAUGCGCUCCAGUUCCUCCGCAACUACAACAAAGCUGCGAUUCAAGAGGCCAACAAGGCCAGGGAUAUUGAGGAGGAUGUCAUCUUGGCUCUCACCGGACUAAGGAGCGAUCUCCAGCAAAAGAUCAAGGAGAUCAAGCACCUUUCGGGUGACUUCAAGAACUCGGUCGACCGGGAGAUGGACCACACCCGCAAAGCCGUCAAUUCACUCUCCGACGUCCUUGACAAGAAUGAGGUCGAUGCAUCGUCUACGACGGGCAAGCAGGACCCCUAUCUGUUGCGCCUGGCGGUGGAUCACCAGGUCGAGCGGCAGAUAGACGAGGAGAACUACCUCCACCAGGCAUAUCUCAAUCUCGAGGGUUCUGGGCGUGAGCUAGAGUCCAUUGUUGUCGGCGAAAUUCAAAAGGCCUACAACGCCUAUGCUGGCAUCCUCAAGCGCGAAGCCGACAACGCAUAUGCCGUCGUCGAGGAGCUGCGUGACGGGCCCAUCUCGAUGCCCAAGGACCAGGAGUGGAUACACUUUGUGACGCACGACGACCAGAUUGUCGAUCCGACCAUUCCCAUGCGGACAGCCGAGCAGAUUCACUAUCCAGGCCAGGACCAUGUGGCUGCUCAGGAGAUCCGUGCCGGUUUGUUGGAGCGCAAGAGCAAAUACCUCAAGAGCUACACCGCGGGCUGGUAUGUUCUCUCGACGACGCACCUCCACGAAUUCAAGUCAGCCGACAAGGCGCAAGCCCCGGUCAUGUCACUGUACCUGCCGGAGCAGAAGCUUGGCUCGCACUCCUCAGAGGGAGGGUCCUCCAACAAGUUCAUCCUGAAGGGCCGCCAGACGGGCACCAUGCACCGGGGUCACACCUGGGUCUUCCGCGCCGAGAGCCACGACACGAUGAUGGCUUGGUACGAGGACAUCAAGGCUUUGACGGAGAAGACGCCCGAAGAGCGCACCCAAUUCGUCCGCACGCACUCUCGCAGCCUCAGCCGAUCAUCGCGCCGAUCCGUCAGUAGCGACGGCAUCCUCGACGAGGAUGAUGACGAGCCAUUCUCGGCCACUCACGAGGAUGUCAACCCGGAGCCCCGACCUGACUCGGCGUCCCGACGACCUCAACCAGGUGGGCGGUUCCCAUCAGAUAUCCAAGUCAACGCACAGCGAGGCUUACAGGCGCCUCAAUCGCCGUCUAGUGUGAGCUCCGGCCGACACGAGUUCCCUUCUGAAGGUCAAGCCAUUGCAGCCGCAGGAGCUCUGCCGGUGGCGGCGUACGCAGCCGGCCAUCACGACCAUGGAGCAGAAGACCACAUGGGAUACGGUGGCACGGAGCAAACGCCAAUGGAACAGAUGCCAUCGCAGGCGGUGAUCGCUUGUCAGGAGGGCCAUCACGAUGGCGUGAACCCCUACACGAGCUCGCCGGCACAAGAGCCUCACUCGGCGCAUCAGGACGGUUACUUCGUGGCGCCCAUCAUUGCGUCCAGCAUCCACCGGGAGCAGCCGCAGAACGACCUCGACCGGGAGGCGAACGGCACCCGGCCAGAUGCGCUCGAUCAACAACACAACGGAAGCGCACAGAAGCUCGAGCAGCCGGCCCAAGUGAACGGUGCCGAGUACGUCAACGGAGGCAUCGCCAGCGAGAACGACAAGGUCAUCGGCAUGACGGCGGGAAGUAUCCCGAGGUCUGAGACGCAACAGGAGCUGGCGCUGCAGUCUGUGCCAGAGGCGGAAGCGGCCGACCUCAAGUCGCUUCCCGCGGCGCCGCUCACGGACGCUGGCAAGGCGAACCUGAACCGCCCCGGAGACCACAGGACAGAAAGCUUGGCGACUAUCUCGAAUCUCCCUAUGCCCGGACAAUACCCCAAGGGGAGUGGAGUUGCCUCGCCUUGA
Molecule: messenger RNA, 2634 nt
Organism: Purpureocillium lilacinum
Lineage: Eukaryota; Fungi; Ascomycota; Sordariomycetes; Hypocreales; Ophiocordycipitaceae
Source: RefSeq, a predicted model, not a curated record